GAUGCCGUUAGCGGCCGGCACGAAUAGCUUCCAUUUCCGAUGUAGUUGAGAGCUCCGGCCAGAAAGCGACUCCCUUUUGCCUUCUAUUUACAUGUACGAUCGUCCCCAAUGCUUGCCUCUGAUUGGAUGCUACGUGUAGAGUCUCGCAAGAAUAUUGUGUAAAGAUGAUGACAAAUAUAUCAACGUUCAGUUUCUAAUAUUGGCCUGAGAAACUGCACUUCUCUGGCACAUGGUCUGUAAAUAGAAAUGAAUAUCAGUACUAUGGCCCCACAUGCUGGAGGAAAUAACCAAAACCUCCAUGGUGCGGCUUCGAGGCAGAGAUUACGUUGGACAAAUGAACUUCAUGAACGGUUUGUGGAUGCUGUAACUCAACUUGGUGGACCGGACAGAGCCACACCUAAAGGUGUUCUAAGGGUUAUGGGUGUUCAAGGCUUGACAAUAUACCAUGUUAAAAGCCACUUGCAGAAAUACCGUCUGGCAAAAUACCUUCCAGACUCAUCAGCUGAAGGCACAAAAGAAAAUAAAGAAUCUGAUGAUGUCCUUUCAAAACUUGACAAUUCCAGUGGGAUGCAAAUAACUGAAGCACUAAAGUUGCAGAUGGAGGUGCAAAAGCGGCUACAUGAGCAACUAGAGGUUCAACGGCAACUGCAACUAAGGAUAGAAGCGCAAGGAAAGUAUCUCAAGAAGAUCAUCGAAGAACAGCAGCGACUCAAUGGUGGAGUACCCCAGAUCUCAGCAGACCAAUGCACAGAAGAUAAGACGGUUCCAUCAAAGUCUUCCCUCAAAGAUAAAUCCAAAACGAAUUUCUUGCAUAGCCUUUCUUUUGAAGACUCCCAUCAUGAACCACACACACCAGAAACUGGCUCGCCUUUGACAAGCCCGAAGCAUGAACUUCAGGUUAAGGGACAAAUGAGUUAAAGCUUCUUAUUCCAGGGCGUUAGAUUGAUAGUCUUUAGGAGUGUCCCAGCCGAUAGUGUAGAUGUUUUUAGGCUUAUCAACUUUAGUCAGUCUCUGCUAUUUGUUGGAUAGGAUAUGUGCAUCACAGUCAUGACAAUGUUUACUUCAUCUGUAGCAUAUGUAGGUCGAUUUCCUGAGAGGCUUUGAUCCUCAAGAGGGUAUAUACUUGUUUAAGAUAGUGUUUGUCAAUUCAUACAAAGCAAGAGGUGAUUUGAAGAUGCAUCUUUUUUUA
This is a messenger RNA of Dendrobium catenatum, 1189 nucleotides long. RefSeq names its product myb family transcription factor PHL7-like. Bases 247 to 918 code for a protein of 223 amino acids. NCBI's taxonomy places the organism in Eukaryota, Viridiplantae, Streptophyta, Magnoliopsida, Asparagales, Orchidaceae. The transcript has 7 exons. Gene Ontology annotation, molecular function: DNA binding; DNA-binding transcription factor activity. The record is from RefSeq and is a predicted model, not a curated record.